GAUCAUUGUUUUCAAGAAGAGAGCAAACCCCAUUCUCUCUUUACGGUUCCAGCCUGGCCCUGGGCUUCCUAAUUACAAUCAAAAGGUUAAGCUGGCCUUGUGAUGAGUGGGCUUUCGUCCUUGAACACAGAAAUGAGCUCACAGCUGAUCAUGCAGAGGCAACCGCUGGUGCGUGUGUCUGUCUCUCCCCUGCCGCCCGAGCCUGUUCGGAGCAGGAACCCCGCAUUACAUCACCGGCUCGCUCGCUCGCUUCUGGGGAGGGAAGGAGCAAAGCGGCGACUCCGGGGGGCUGCUGCUGAGGGUGAGAAGGGAGAGGCUCAGGAGCCCAGGGGGCGAGGAGGCUACUGCGGAGGGGCGGCCGCGCACGCAGCAGAGGCUCGAAGCCCGCAGCUGGAGGAGGAUGCAAGAGUUACGAGACAUGCAUUAAAGAGGGGGGAAAGGGGGAGACCAACCCCCCGGUCCAGCCGCCUCCUCCUUCGGCAUCCUCCCAUGCGACGGUGCCUGCACCCCAAGGGCAGCCGGGCAGCGGGCCGGGGGCUCCUGCUCCCAGGCUGAGAAGAGACAAGCCGGUGGGGGAGGGUCGAGCUUUUCUUUUUCGGUGGCGCUCCCUCCCUCCCCCGGCUGAGAAGAUGUUAUGGCCGAGCUGGCGGAGAAGGGCAGCGGCAGCCUAGGGACGGCGGGCGGGCGGCAGCAGCAGGAUGGGGGGGCGGCGGAUGGCGGGGGGCCGGAGGAGGAGGAGGCGGCGGCGGCGGCCGGGGCCGCCAACCCCGCUAACUACGAGGACUACGAGUGCAAGAUCUGCUACAAUUACUUCGACCUGGAGCGGCGCGCGCCCAAGCUGCUGGAGUGCCUGCACACCUUCUGCCAGGAGUGCCUGAGCCAGCUGCACCUGCGGGCCGCGCAGCGCCCCCCGCCCGCCCCCGCGCAGGCCGGCCCGCCCGGCGCCGCGCCAUGGCGCGCCGGGGCCAGCGGCACCAUCUGCUGCCCGGUGUGCCGCCACCGCACCGCCCUGCCCGACCAGCGCGUGCACAGCCUGCCCGUCAACACCAAGCUGGCCGAGGCCUUCCCCCUGCAGCUGCGGGCCCGCGACCCGCUGCCCCAGGACCGCCUGCCGCCCGCGCCGCGCCCCGCCGCCGGCCCCCAGCCGCGCCCCGCGCCCCACGAGGCGGGCCCAGCCCCGCGGCCGCAGCGCCCCGGCCCGCGCUCCUCGGGCGGCGGCUACGAGAGCUGCCAGAGCUGCAAGCGGGCGGCGCUGAGCGCGGGCUGCGUGUGCGUGGUGUUCUCCUUCCUCUCCAUGGUGGUGCUGCUCUUCACCGGCCUCAUCUUCGUCAACCAGUACGGGGGGGAGCCGAGGCCCGGCGGCCCGGCCUCGCCCUCCCCCGUGGGGCCCAUCUGCCUCUCGGUCGCCAGCAUCCUCGCCCUCUUCUCCGUCGUGGUCACCUGGCUCAUCUGCUGGCUCAAGUACCGACCCGAGGCGGGGGCCGAGGCGGCCCCCGGGAGCGGGACCCCCAGGGGGCGGGCUGCUGCUGCUGGCGGCAGGAGGAGCCACACGUAGCGCUGGGGCCGCGGCCGCCUGUUGUUGCUGCAGCCGCCGCCUGAGGCUGCCCCCCCACCACCCGGGUGCGGGAAAGCGGGGGCCCUGCGGGGUACUGGGCCCGGGCGUUUCCAAGCACGCGCUUGCCCGGCCUGGUCCCCUCUGGUCUCGGGGGACAAAGGGAGGGCAGGUGUUAGAGGAACGGGGACCACAGAGCCUCGGUGCAUUUGGCCUGGUCUCUUCCCUUCCACGCACCUUGCACUCCUUAUCGCCUCUCUGCCUCCACGGGGGGGAAUACAAGGAGCCACCGGGGGCGGGGGGCACCUGCUGGCCCGCCGUGCACUUGGCCUCUUCUCUGCACGUGGAGGACGCACCUUACCUUGUCUGUGCUCCACACUUGAGGGACCCUGCAAGAGGCUUGGAGGAAGUGGGACCAUUGCACCUCAGUGCACUUGUCCUGCUACUUCCUCCACAAAAGCCGUGCACACAGUCCUAGAUCCCAGUCCGUGGAUGCAAGGAAAGACCUUGUCAUGGAGAGAGGUGAAACGAUUUUUCAAAAUUCACUUGAACUGUUACCUGCUUCUCACCCACACAUGCAAACUCCUUUCUGCCCUCUCCCUUAUGUUCCCAGCCUAAGGGGAAAGACCAUGUGUGGGAGAAUUGGAGGAGAUGGGUUAGUUAUUUUGGUACUCAAUCCUGAAGUGCAAAUCCUUCUUAGGAUCUUAUUAGUGGAUAAGGAUGCAGGGCCAUCAUUUUGAGUGGCAGCGUUAUCUAGUGAAUAGAGCACAGACUGGGAGCCAGACACUUCUGAAUUCUAAUCCUGGCCUUGCCACUGAUCUGCUAGGUGGCCUUGGGAAAGUGAUUUAGCAUCUCUGUAUUGUGGUUUUCUCCUCUGUAAAAUGGGAAUAAUAAUUCUUAUUUACCUAUUUCAAAGGGAGUUGUGAUGACUAAUUAGUUAAUGUUUGUAAAGCACUUUGAAAAUGUCAAGUGCUAUAUAAGUGCUAGUAUUAUUUAUUAUUUAUUUUUCACGACAUCAAGGAAGGGAGGAGAAUAGAGGGAAUGAUAUCUGGACAAUUAAUGAGUUUGAAAUGAAUGCCUUGUGUACAUGUAUAGAGGGACGGGGGGAUGUCUGAUGGAGGGAGCAAAGAAGGUGGGAGAAUUAAGUAAGAUCUAUCAGCUAUCUUCUUGCCAACUGGAGGGUAAGAUACAUGUCUCUAACAGAUAUACAAUGGCCUGGCAUCUUGGGAAAUUAGGAAAAGUCAAGGGGUAGGAAAGGGUCACACACCAUUUCCCUACUUUUAUCAUUUAUCAGCAUACCCUUGUUUCUGUGCUUGCUAAUGCAGAGGGGAUGAAGCCAUUUAUCAAAGAAAACUGGCUUACUGUUGCCCCCACCUGGAAGAUAAUUGAAGAGAUGCAUUGUUGUUACGAUCAGAAUAAGAUGACUGUGUUCAUUGUAUUUUGUUCUUUUCCCUUUUUAACCUUAAAAAAAGGAACUACAGUACAUGUACAAAAGAGCUGUCUUAAACUCCUGUCCUAAAGAGACUGCGCCAAAGUAUCCCCACAUGUAUCUGUUCCCCCUGUAUAAGAAAACUGCCUCUAUAAGGCAAUUGACUUUUUGCCAGGCCCUUGAGUAGUUGUUUAAAAUAGGCUUUGCUAUUUCAUUUUUAGAGAUCGUUGUUUAAUGUGGGUAACUGAAACACUGUUUUGUGCAUUUUAAACAAUUUACUGAAGAUGGUUUAAUUAAUAUAAUAUAGCUCUAAAACUGGGAUGAAAGAUUUCUGUGGCACAGAAUAAUGAUUGAUUGACCAUUCAUUUAUAUGGUGAAAGGAAUCCCACAUUAAAAUAUUGAUUUUCAACAGCGCAGUAAAAGUGGAAUAUGAUAGUAUCAUUUCUGUAUUGAUAAUUAGCCUUCAGUUACAAUAGUUACAACUAGAAAGUGUUUUUCCACCCUUCUUGAUAUGUUUCACUUCUGUAUUAUGAAUUUCUCUAAAAGGCCAGGAGAACACUUUUUGUAUAUGUCAGGUUGGGACUUUAAUGCAUUUCAUAUAUGGUGAGAUAUUCAUAAUGCGAGAUGAAAAAUCAUGCCAUAUAAUUUGUUUUGUAAUGUACAAAGGAGAGCACUCUAUGUAAGUACUAUUGUAUGUUGCAGGAUAAUUUUGUUUGGUGCCUGAAUUUAAAAAAAAAAACUUAAUUAGCUGUUAUCUCUUAUAUCUGGAAUGAGAAACUGCUUCCUCUUCCAUAUUUCUACAUAGUACUGUAUUGGAAUGAAAAUGAUGAUUUUUGUGCUUAACAAUUGGAGAAUUUAAAGGUGGUUGUAUAUUAUUCCCUGUGUAUUUAUGCAAGCUUUCUGCAUGAUAUCCUGACAAGUAUUCUAUUAAUAGACCCUUACUUGACCACUUCUAUUUAUGACAAGUGAAAAGAAAUGUAUUGACUAUUUAGGAGCAGAAAGACAGCAACUGAAGACUUGUUUUAAGUGUGAUGUGUUUUAUGACUGCACAAGUGAUGUGUAGUGUGCAUUGUCUUGAUUAUCACAAACCUGUAAAAAUGUAGUAUUUGUACAAAGAUCCAUUAUAAUGAAAGUAUUUGAUGAAAACAG
This is a messenger RNA of Mauremys mutica (yellowpond turtle), 4130 nucleotides long. Its product is annotated as RING finger protein 223-like. The coding region runs from base 635 to 1555 and encodes 306 amino acids. Gene Ontology annotation, biological process: protein ubiquitination. Lineage: Eukaryota; Metazoa; Chordata; Testudines; Geoemydidae. The transcript has a single exon. Gene Ontology annotation, molecular function: ubiquitin protein ligase activity. The record is from RefSeq and is a predicted model, not a curated record.